Molecule: messenger RNA, 885 nt
Organism: Epinephelus moara (kelp grouper)
Lineage: Eukaryota; Metazoa; Chordata; Actinopteri; Perciformes; Serranidae
Gene: cd59b
Product: CD59 molecule (CD59 blood group)
Exons: 5
Coding region: 314-682 (122 amino acids)
Source: RefSeq, a predicted model, not a curated record
GAAUUAUUUAUCAGCAGCUCCAGUUUGCAGUGCACCCUCAGAUGUACAGACAACUGUCACUGGAUUAGUUUGGUACUGACGAAAACUUAUGGGCAUUUACCCCUGAUCAAAGGGAUUCGUCCACAACACUCACCACAGCUGAACUUGGACCUGAUUGGCUCCAUAAAGAAUUACUGAAAUCUGUCCAACCAACCAGAAGGCCUCAUUCAGCCGAGGGUCACAGUGGAACACACGGGACACCAAACCCAGCCGGACUCCGACCCAACGCCUUCGCCUGUCUACUGGUUUUACUCCUCGUCUGUAGGGAGACGACAUGAAGCGCUGCCUUGGAUUAUUCCUGCUGGUUUGUUGUGGGAUGCUCAGUGUAGGUUCUGGACUUCGCUGCUACAAGUGCGCUGAUUACACAGGACGCUGUCAGAACGUGCAGGAGUGCACGUAUGAAGACUCCUGUAUAUCUCUGAGUGAGAGAGGUGGAAAGACCAUCCGUCAGUGUAUCAGGUACACAGACUGCGACAACUCUCGUCUCUCCCAGAUGUUUCCGGCGAUCUCCGGCUUCACCUACCGCUGCUGCAGCAGCAACCUGUGUAAUUCCGGCAGCACUGUUACCACGGCAACGCCAGCCUUGGCUCUGGGUCUGGCUCUGGCGGGGUCCCUGCUGAGCGUUUGGUGGUGUUGGAUCUAAAAUAACUGCAGGUUUUAACAGUUCAGUGUUUCAGGAUGUAAUGACUGAAGUUUUAUAAAGUUAACACAAACUAAAUGUGUUGUUGAUUGUUUGUUUCUAGUCGCCUGUGACACUUACAGGUUCUCAGGUCAAUAAAGAAUGACUUUUUAAUUUUGUACUUUUUAACAGUUUAACAAUAAAUACAAGAAAAAAAAGUCUUAAAA